This is a messenger RNA of Arxiozyma heterogenica, 708 nucleotides long. It is a transcript of the gene JLP2, whose product is annotated as Jlp2p. Lineage: Eukaryota; Fungi; Ascomycota; Saccharomycetes; Saccharomycetales; Saccharomycetaceae. The record is from RefSeq and is a predicted model, not a curated record. The coding region runs from base 1 to 708 and encodes 235 amino acids. The transcript has a single exon.
AUGGUAUUUUUCUAUGAAUCUAAGCCAAACCCAUAUGAUGAAGCAUAUCAAAUUGUAAUGGGCAAAGACAAGUUUGAAAAUGAUUUAUUGAUUAAAUGGGGAUAUAAAGAACUAAAUUAUUGGUGGUUUCAUACAGAUAAAUAUUCAAGUGGUCAUAUAUAUUUGAAAUUGAAAUCAAACGAAAAGACAUUUUUUGAUGUGCCGGAGGAUGUGAUAAAUGAUUGUUUACAAUUAUGCAAAUCUCAGUCUAUUCAAGGAAACAAAUUACCUGAAUGUGUUAUAAUUAUCACACCUUGGACUAAUUUAAGAAAAACAAAAUUUAUGAAACCCGGCGAAGUAUCAUUUAAAACUACCAAAAACUGCUAUAAGAGGAAAUGUUUCAAUAGAGAUAAUAAAAUACUUAAUAGAUUAACGAAAACAAGAGUAGAAUAUGUGACCGAUGACAUCAAAGAAUUAGAUAGUUUUUUAAAUGAAGCUAAAAAAAGUAAAGAUGGUGAUUAUUUCUUAAAAUUUAUUGAAAGAAAUAAAGAACAAUUAUUGUUAAUUGAAAAGAAUAGAAAACAAGCAAAAAAGCUAGCUAAAAAGAAUAAAAAGAAAAAUAAGGAUUGGGGGGAAGAAGAAAAAGAGUUGUGUGGUGAGAAUGAGAUUGAUAAUCUUAAGCAUCUGGAUUAUAGUUCUAAUUCUAAAUCUGUAGAAGUCAAUCUGUAA